AUGGAUAAUGAUAUGAGCAAGGAGAUUCACAGCUUUGUGAAUGAGCAUCUGAUGGCAAGCUGGCUGAGUACAGAAUCGUCAUUCACAGAGGAUUUAUUCGACACUGUCAUUGUUCAAGCGCCAUCGAAAACAUCCACCGAUGCAGAUUAUGAUGAUGAGCUAGCACCAUUACAGCAAAAUAAGAAGAAAGGACGAUUACGUACCAAGCUAUCGAUCGCUUCUAUGAUGAACAACAAUAAUAACAAUUCCAGCACCAACAAUCGAUCCAUACCAGCGUCAUCAUCGACUUGCUCUAUUGCACACUCUAUCACCAGCAGCAUUGGCUCAUCAUCUUCACCCACAACUACAUCCCCAAAAAGGGUGAUGUCUUCUUUUCGCCGAGUCAAAUCAUUCCAUCGUUUGCGAGAGCACAUCAAUAACAAGAAAACAACGCUGGCUACCUCACCUAGCAACGUCUCAUCCGUAUCGCCCAUGUCACCACCACCUGCAUACCAGUAUCAACGACGCCCUCAUUCCGCUUUAUAUUACUCAGCAACGGACCAUGACGACAGCGUAUCCACGUCCUCCUCAUCCUGUUUUUCACAUUGUGGCGGUAUCAAUAGCAGCAUCACUACCACUACUGUUGGGAAGCUUUCUCAUGUUAUCCAGGAGCUUGUUGAAACAGAAAAGGCUUACUAUCAAGACAUACAGCUCAUUCACGAUAUAUACAUGUUCCCCGAAACGCCAUCACCUUUUACUGAACACGAGCAUAAACUUUUGUUUGGUAACAUUACUGCUAUCCUGGAUCUGGAAAAGGAGUUGGUGCCCUUGUUAUGCAAUGACGAAAACAAUAUCGGUCAAGUUUUUAUGCAAAUGAUGGAUAGGAUAGAGCAAGUCUAUUGCACGUAUUGUAAACGCCACCAAGAUGUAAUUAAUGCUCUCAAUCAUGCACAACAAACAAGAGCUGAGGUGCAAUCUUUUUUGAAGUCAUGCUAUAAAGCUAUGCAAGGACGAACGACAAGUUGGGAUUUACCUAGUUUGCUUAUUAAACCGGUCCAACGUGUGCUCAAGUAUCCUUUGCUGUUACAGGAAAUGGCCAACUUGGCAUCCCCAACAGAUCCUGACCUUGAGGCUGCUGCCGCAGACAUUCAACGCGUGGCUGACUAUAUCAAUGAAAUGAAACGACGCAAGGAUAUGGCUGAGAUGAUCCUUACUGGGAAGCCUGAUCAGACGAGCCAGAUGGUGCAUGGUAUCAACAAGACGAUUGCACGACGUGCGUACCGCUUGAAAAAAGCUGUCGGCAAAAAGGGCAACAGCAAUAAUGGUGACAAGGCAUCGACAAUGGCGCAGGACGCCAUUUUUGAUACACUCUAUCAGCGAUUCGAAUAUCAACAGCAAGUAGGCCAUCAAUUAGCCGAUCGUUUGAUGGCGUGGGUCGACAUGGUCAAAGCAUUAUGCGCACAAACACAUACAUUUGCUGUGAGCAUGGAGGAUUUUUAUGGGCCAUGGGGACCUAUUCAAGAGUUUAGUAAAGUGACCUUUGAUUGCAUUGCAGAGGAAUUGGAACGGCAAGCCCAAGAAUUGGUGUCUACACGUUUGAAUACUUAUCAUCGACUUUUUGAUCGACCAGCACAAGUGAUUGCUAAACGUGCUCGCAAGGUGGUAGAUCAUGAGCGUGCUGAAAGCUCGGUUGACGAUGAAGCGUAUAUGGCCAUCCACACACAACUUGUUGAGGAAUUACCAUCAUUCCUUGCUCUUGCUGCAGAGUACUUUGAUAUUGUAAUGAAUGAGGUUCGUAUCAUGCAAGCAGAAACGUAUCAACGAUUAUGGCAAGAAUGGCUACGACUUGCCACUAUGCUACCAGCCAACGGCGAGAAUGGGGGAAAUCAAUCCUCGCAUACACCGCCAACAACACGCGAUAUCAUUAAUGAAUAUCAAUCACGCAUGUUGCCGCUACAUGAAUGCAUGGAGAACAUUUGCGCUAUCACUCAAUCGAAACAAAGCCCGUUGUCAUCGCGACGUGUCAGCAGCAGCAGUAGCAACCAUAAUCCAAGCAGCGAAGAAGAUGAUUUAAUGACCUGGGAUGAAAUGCUUAAAGCAUCUUCAUUGCCGAGAAAGCGAGAUUCGGGCGUUGAUGAAAAAUUGGGAGGGGAUAAUAAUAAGGGUCAUGAUCCCACUACUGACGAUGGUUCACCGCUUGAGGCAAACCAGUUGCGAAUGGCCAAAUAA
Molecule: messenger RNA, 2208 nt
Organism: Lichtheimia ornata
Lineage: Eukaryota; Fungi; Mucoromycota; Mucoromycetes; Mucorales; Lichtheimiaceae
Exons: 9
Coding region: 1-2208 (735 amino acids)
Molecular function (GO): guanyl-nucleotide exchange factor activity
Source: RefSeq, a predicted model, not a curated record